AUGUCGGACAGGCCAGCCAGCCUCGACACUCUCCCGCAACACCUUAUCGAGGCGAUCGCUGCCUACACAGGCGAUGCGAAAAGCGUAUGGCGGUUGUUGAAGGUGUGCACGGCGGUCCGGCUCGGAGCGGAACCAGCUCUCAAGCCGUAUUUUGAGGAGAGGAAGAUUAUUGGUAGCCCACCCUUGACGACCGACAUCUUCGAACUCAUUCCCAAAAAGUUCGCAGAGAGGGACUCGAAGCGCGACCUCGGUAUCUCGAAGCGGUCCCAGCGGUUCGACGACCUCCUCGCCGCUCAUCCAUCGGCCGGUACAUCACUCAGACGCCUCACUGUCGAGGUCGACGAUUAUAAGCGGGCGGUCUGCUUUGCCCAUAUCCAGCGGUUCGCUCCUCAGCUCACGGCUCUCUCGGUGAUCAUGCGGGACUCCUUCUGGGAAGACUCCAUCGCUAACGAAGGGUACGACGACGCGGUCCGCUCGGUCGUCCUCGAGAACUCGGUCGAUACGCCCCACGUCUGGGACGACGUUCUGGCUGGUAUCCAGUUUCCCCACCUCACGCACCUCGAGCUCAUCUCCACCUCUCGUGGUGGGGAACACGCCGCUCACAUCCUUUCGCACGUUCCCCACCUCAAAAGCCUCGUCAUCUCGUCUCACUUUUGGGGAGAGCACGCGACUGCCCAGGAGGAGAUCUUCGCCGAGCCGUUAGCGGAAGCUGCGCCCUUUCCCAACCUCGAACACCUUGUCCUCGCCGGUCACGGUGCUCCGGUCGAAGCUCUCGCAGAGGGCAUCAUCCCCCACUCGCCAAAACUCACCACCAUUACCCUGCAGAUAUCAGAUGCUACCCCCAACGAGUACUCGGACUGGCGGUUCCAUUCGUGCGCCCCCCUCUUACGCUCGAUCGCUCAGUGCAAGCAGCUCAAAGCUCUAGCUCUGUACGGCGAGGCCGCGUACCAUUUCGGCGCUUCUCUACUGUCGCUCCAGAAGCGGGGAGUUCCGGGCGCUAGUUUGGAGAAUCUGAAGCGGCUGUUCUUGGACGAGAUCCAGAUGGAUGCGGAUAGAGGCAGCAUCCAUCACCUGCUGGACAUCAUCCACAUGCCCGAGUUACCAGCUAUCGAGCAGAUCUUCUGGUCGCACCGCCAGAGAUCCGCCAAUACCAAAGGCAUGCGCACCAAUCACUCCGUCGGCGUUGCCCAACUCCGGAACGUCUUCAAUCAGUACCCUACCCUCCAGAAAGUCCAUUGGCUUGACGCAUAUGCGAGCGAUAUCUCGGCGGACCCACUCGAACCCGUCUGGUCGGCUGCACACAUCUUCUGCCACGCCGCUCGUCCUAUCGACGAUCAGCCCAUUCGGCCUAUCUAUCCGAUCCGAGUCGAGGCGCCUCCCACAGUCGAGCAAGCGGCGGUAGCGGCCAGGGCGGCGGCAAAGGUACCUACCAGGAAGUCGGAGAGGCAGAGGGUCAGCAAAGGCCGGAAGUAG
Dioszegia hungarica is the source of this 1473-nucleotide messenger RNA. RefSeq lists its product as uncharacterized. The coding region runs from base 1 to 1473 and encodes 490 amino acids. The record is from RefSeq and is a predicted model, not a curated record. The transcript has 3 exons. Lineage: Eukaryota; Fungi; Basidiomycota; Tremellomycetes; Tremellales; Bulleribasidiaceae.